AACUUUCAUUCUCAAGACUGAGUCAGUGACCAAGACUCUUGACAAGGCGGUAUGAGAGCAUUUGCCUCUGAGGACGUGUAGCCUUCAGUCAUUUUGGUGACCCGUGCGAAGGGCAAGUCCAUAAUCUUGGAGCAACAGAAACUCCCGCAACUUGGAGAUUCUGUCAUCGAAGUCAAUCAGAGAUUGACCAGAAUUUAUGUCUGACAUGUAUGAGUCUCAGGAACAGACGUGCCAACAGUCAACAAAUUGUAGAGAUGCUACAUGGGCAAAAUCACAGGAGGACUCAAACUAUCUGGAAAGUACGGGGUCUGUCUUUAGGCAAAAGAUUACCAACCACAGCCACUAUGCAUGAGGUUGAAUUAGACAAUGGACACGCGAAGAGCGUCAGUAGUGGUUUAAGGCUGCCAAGGGUAGAGAUUUCUCUGUUUGAGGGGGUUAAUCCCAAGGCCUGGAUAUGCAGGUGCCUCAAAUAUUUUUUGGUUUAUGGAACACCGAAAGAUCAAUGGAUGGCAACUGUCUCUUUGUUCUUAGGCAAAAAAUUACUACCCAUGGCCACCACGCAUGACGUUGAAUUAGACAAUUGACGCAAAGAUCAUUAGUGGUGGUUUAUUACUGCCAAGGGUAAAGCUUUCUCUGUUUGAGGGAGUUAAUUCGAAGGCCUGGAUAUGCAGGUGCCUCAAAUAUUUUUGGGUAAAUGGAACACCAAAGGAUCAAGGGGUGGCAACUGCCUCUUUAUUUUGGAAAAAAAAGGGGUGGCAACUGCCUCUUUGUUCCUAGACGAGGUUGCCAAUGUUUGCUAUCAAGGUUGGUUAGUCAAGAAUGUGGAAACUAGAAUGGGAUGUUUUUGUGCGAGAGUUAUGUAGAAGGUUCAGAGGUGCUGAAAGGGGCGAUUUCAGAGUUAUCCUUUUGCUCUUUUGAUACUAUGGUCUUAUGGCUACUGAUGUAUGAUUUUUGUCCUCCUCUUGUGCUAUCUUCUUCGCUCUUUUUAAUAAUACUUCUUUUAUCCAAGAAGAAAAUCACACUUCUGUAGCAUGAAGAAAGAAAAUCAACAUAUGUAGUCCCCCUCCUCUCCCUCUCUAACUAGCACAACGAAACAGGAUUUUAAGAUCAUGGCACAUUCAACCACCAAAUUUGUUGGUUCCAUCAUUUAUAUGUAUUCUUAUGCUGCCUGAUCUUGAUUUUGAACUAUUUAGUUAAUCUGACUUGAAAAGUUUACUUUUCAGUUUAAAAGUGAAUCUUGGCAGCAUAUGAUUAAAAAUGAAAGUUGGCAGUGUAUGAUGUAGCUGUAAUUGACAGGUAAAGAGGUUGCGUCUGAGAUAGUUAAGCACAGCUGCAUUGCUGCAGAUCAAAGUUGCAGAAUGGCUGGUCAGGAUCUUCUUACGGAUGAAGUAGUUUCUGAACAUCUGACUAGGAAUAUUCAAUUCUUUGGCCUUGAGUCUCAACAGAAAGUAUCUGGAUCAUACGUUGUGGUCAUUGGUCUUGGAGGGGUUGGGAGUCAUGCAGCAUCCAUGCUUUUGAGAUCGGGAGUUGGCAGGCUUCUUCUUGUGGAUUUUGACCAGGUAUCACUUUCAUCGUUAAAUAGACACGCUGUUGCAAUGAGAGCAGAUGUUGGAAUUCCAAAAGCUCAGUGCCUCAAAAAGCAUUUCUCUUCAAUCUUUCCUGAGUGCCAAGUAGAUGCAAAAGUGCUCCUAUAUGAUUCAUCAUCUGAAGAUGAGAUUCUCUCAGGCAACCCUGAUUUUGUUUUGGAUUGCAUUGAUAACAUUGAUACAAAGGUGGCACUUCUUGCUGCAUGUGUGCGUAGAGGUUUAAAGGUUCUAUCUGCUACAGGUGCUGGUGCUAGGGUUGAUCCAACAAGAAUUCGAAUUGCUGAUUUAAGAGAGUCAACAAACGACCCAUUAUCCAGAGCUGUAAGACACCGUUUGAGGAAGGAUUAUGGCAUUGAGAGUGGCAUUCCGAUAGUGUUUUCAUUGGAAAAACCAAAGGCGAGACUACUUCCAUUCAAGGGGCCAACUGGAGAAGAGGAAAACCCUUCAGAUUAUCAGAUUGUGCCUGGGUUCAGGGUUCGCAUCAUUCCUGUUCUCGGUACCAUUCCUGCAAUCUUUGGACAGGUCAUGGCCUCAUAUGUUAUCACACAACUUGCUGGAUUGAAAGUUCAAACUGAGGCUGUAGUAAAUCUAGAUGUCGAUCAUUACGAGAUGCUUCAUCAACGCCUUAUUGAGCAUGAAGAGUCAUUAUAUGGUACAUCCACUGAAGUCCUGGUAGAUGUCGAGGAAGUGAGGUACAUAGUGAAAGAGCUGUGGCACGGGCGAAGUGCUAGAGAACAAUCAGCCAAAAAUGUUGGACGGGGAAUGUGGCGGUCUGUUAAUGAAUUAAUACUUGUAAGGUGGGACCGAACGAAGCCAGCCUCAGUGUCAAACUUGAUUCUUUUGAAAUUUAAAGAGGCUGAUGAACACGAGUCAAGGACACUUGAUGAUGUUAGGGAAAAGGAACCUGAAUUUUUCAAGAGGGUGACAUCAAUACUAGAACAAGCUGAACUUGACUUCGGCUUGUAAUUCUCCUAGAAUAUUCCAGUGAACUUUGAUAGAAAAAAGUACAGUGUGAUUCAUGAAGCGAAGAAGCCAAAUUUCUCAGACAACCAUAAGUUGGAAGACGCGAAGACUUGGUGAAGACAUUGAAAUCUUCAUAAGAAAGCAUUUGUGUGAUUGUUAAAGCAAGCUCGAGUGCACUCGUCAAUAAUUAUUGCAGAUUUUUGCCCCUCGUCUUCUAGAAUGAACUUGUAAGCAAAAUUGAGGCCUUGUAUGUCUAAUGGCAGUUCUGCCUUGUCGAGAUCAUAUGGUAGGUUCGAUUAAUUAUUUUAUAGCAAAGCUAGGUAUUUUCGAGUCAGUUUCCUCUCCGACUUCUGGUGGGGAAAACGAGAAAAGAGCAAUGAAAACAAAGAUGGUUAUAUCAUGAGUACGAUUUCGUCUCGUGACUGCUGUCACAACUAUUUGAAUGGAGGUGUUUUGAGGUAUGUCUGCAUUGUUCCCAUCGUUAGUUCUUGCAUCGAUGUGAUGAGGAAUCAGUAAAUGCUGCUACUAAAUCAAUAAAUUUAGCUCCGAUACUACAAUA
Molecule: messenger RNA, 3108 nt
Organism: Carica papaya (papaya)
Lineage: Eukaryota; Viridiplantae; Streptophyta; Magnoliopsida; Brassicales; Caricaceae
Source: RefSeq, a predicted model, not a curated record